Molecule: messenger RNA, 2908 nt
Organism: Salvia hispanica
Lineage: Eukaryota; Viridiplantae; Streptophyta; Magnoliopsida; Lamiales; Lamiaceae
Product: P-loop containing nucleoside triphosphate hydrolases superfamily protein
Molecular function (GO): ATP binding; RNA helicase activity; nucleic acid binding
Source: RefSeq, a predicted model, not a curated record
UCUGCCGCAAAAAGGAACCCAAUUUCACGAAUAGGAAAACGUCUCAUUGAUUCCAUUUCACGUUUCACAGUGCAAAAAUGGCGUCGGAGUCUGCCGAGAGGAAGAAAGCUUAUCGGAAGUUGAAGAAGCGAGCUCGAAGUGAGAUGGACCAGCAGCUCGAACGGCUGGAGUCGCUGCCCUGGAGCUCUUCGCUUCCAGCGAGUAAUGGCGACGGCGACGAUGACCUCUCCCUCUUCAUCGGAUCCAACGAACUAGAAGGAGGAUUUCUUACUCUUGAAGAGAUUGAUGAAGCAGAGUAUGGGUUGGAAAUUCCCAAUGUUAAGGUUGAAACCAAGAGAAAAGAUUUAAAAGGAAAAAAAGAAUCAAAGAGAAGUAAGCUAAAGGAAGGGGAUGCUGAUGACAGCUUGGAUGCUGAUAGUUAUGGUGAAUGUAGUGAUAAGGAUGAAGAAAGCAAAGAAGGUGAUAAGAAGAAGAAGCAGAAAAAGAAGAAAAAGGAGGGGAAGAAAAAGAAAAAAGAUAAUCAGAAGAAUGACGAGACAGAUAAAGCACAGGAAAAUGCAGAGACGGCUACUGCUAGUGAUGCAAAGGACAAUUGCGAUGUUGAAGAGGAAUUAAUUGAUGAAGACGAAUAUUAUUCAUGGAAUGAGUUGAGACUUCAUCCCAUGAUUAUGAAAUCAAUAUACAGGCUCAAGUUUAAGGAGCCCACUCCAAUACAAAAGGCUUGCAUUCCAGCUGCUGCUCAUCAAGGGAAGGAUGUAAUUGGUGCUGCUGAGACAGGAUCGGGUAAAACACUUGCCUUUGGGUUACCCAUCUUACAGCGUCUUCUGGAAGAACGAGAAAAGGCUGAGAGGCUCAUGGUCGAAAAAGCAGAUGGCAGUGAUGGGAUUGCUCCACAAGGGGUUCUACGUGCUCUCAUUGUUACCCCUACGAGGGAGCUUGCACUCCAGGUGACAGAUCAUCUCAAGGCAGUUGCGUUAGGCACCAAUGUUAAGGUAGUUCCUAUUGUUGGUGGCAUGUCAACUGAGAAACAGGAAAGACUUCUGAGAGGAAGGCCUGAAAUUGUUGUUGGAACACCUGGCAGACUGUGGGAACUUAUGUCAGGUGGAGAACUGCACCUUGUGGAGAUGCACUGCUUGUCAUUUUUUGUGCUAGAUGAGGCCGACCGCAUGAUUGAAGCUGGUCAUUUCCGCGAGUUACAGUCCAUCAUUGACAUGCUUCCAAUGGGCAAGGAACCAACAGAGAGCCAGCCCGAUAAUACACAAAACUGUGUGACUCUUGCAAACCUUCCUAGGAAGAAAAGACAAACCUUUGUGUUUUCUGCAACUCUAGCAUUAUCAGCUGAUUUCCGUAAGAAGUUGAAGCAUGGAUCUUUGCGUGCAAAAAAAGAUGAUCUUAGUUCAUUUGAGACCCUUUCACAGAGAGCUGGAAUGAGACCUAACACUGCUAUAGUGGAUCUAACUAGCUCUUCAAUUUUAGCAAACAAGCUUGUGGAAUCAAUUAUUGAGUGUCAAGAAGAUGAAAAGGAUGCCUAUUUGUAUUAUAUAUUAAGCAUUCAUGGACAGGGCCGUGCAAUUGUCUUUUGCACCUCCAUUGCAGCUCUGCGCCGCAUUUCUUCCAUAUUGCGUAUCCUCAACUUAGAUAUCUGGACCCUUCAUUCAGAAAUGCAGCAGAGGGCACGUCUGAAGUCGAUAGAUCGUUUCCGUGCAGAUGAACAUGGCGUUCUUGUUGCUACAGAUGCUGCAGCACGAGGGCUUGACAUUCCUGGUGUCCGGACUGUGGUUCAUUACCAGCUUCCACUUUCGGCCGAAGUAUACGUCCAUAGAUGUGGAAGAACAGCUAGAGCCUCUACCGAUGGUUGUAGCAUUGCUCUAAUAUCACCGAACGAUGCAUCAAAAUUUGCAUCUUUGUGCAGAUCCUUUUCAAAGGAAAGUUUCCAGCGGUUCCCUGUUGAGGUCUCAUGCAUGCCAGAGAUUACAAAGCAAUCAUCUCUUGCACAUCAAAUAGACAAGAUUGUCAGAAAGGGUUCCCAGGAAAAGGCUGAGAGAAGUUGGUUGGAGCGAAAUGCUGAAUCAGUUGAAUUGAUUUUGGAUGAUAAUGAUAGUGAGGAGGACAGAGUGAAGAAAUAUCGGCAAAACAAAGCCCAAUCAAAUAAGUUGAAGCAGUUGCAACAGGAGCUCAACACACUACUUUCCAGACCAUUACAACCCAGAACAUUUUCAAAGCGCUUUGUGACUGGGUCUGGUGUUUCGUCGCUGCUUCAACAUCAAUUUGAAGAAAUUGCAAAGAGAAAACCAGAGGAUGCAAAUGAUUUAGGUCCGAAUAAAAGGAGAAGGUUGGUCGUUAUAGGCCAAAAUUGCGUAGAACCACUUCAGGCAUUGCGCAGUGCAAGUAAUGAGCCACACUUGGAUCUCAAAGCAAUUGCAGAAAAGCAGAGAAAUUCAAACGACUUGAGAAGGAAGAGGAAAGAGAUGAAAAAACGUUUGCACGAGCAAAGACGAAAGCAACGUAAACAACUUAAGAAAGGACAAGAUUAGCUUUACUUAAUCAAGGAAAAUGCAAGCUAGAUGAUACCUAACCUACGGGUAAAAUUGAUGUAUCAAUUCUAGUUCAUUUUUGUUAGAUGCAAGGGCUGCUCCUAUGGCCAACACUUGCACAAAAUCCUCUAGAUUCCUUUUCAUCUUCAUCUUCAUCUUCAUCUUCAUCUUCAUCUUCAUCUUCAACAAACAGAAGUCGUGAUUGCAAGGGAAAACACCAAAAUAGGAUGAAUUGUAAUCUAGUUCAAUACCUAUACAGUUCUUGGAACUUUUAAUUCGUACUCCAUUUAGUUUGGUGUGCUUUUCUUGAUUAUACUGUACAAGCUUGGUAUACCCUUGUUAUGUAUCUCAGUUUUCUAUUUCGGUCUGUUCCA